Chaetura pelagica (chimney swift) is the source of this 3690-nucleotide messenger RNA. It is a transcript of the gene PRDM16, whose product is annotated as PR domain containing 16. NCBI's taxonomy places the organism in Eukaryota, Metazoa, Chordata, Aves, Apodiformes, Apodidae. Gene Ontology annotation, cellular component: nucleus. Gene Ontology annotation, molecular function: histone H3K36 methyltransferase activity; histone H3K9 methyltransferase activity; protein binding. Bases 1 to 3690 code for a protein of 1229 amino acids. The transcript has 18 exons. The record is from RefSeq and is a predicted model, not a curated record. Gene Ontology annotation, biological process: positive regulation of reciprocal meiotic recombination.
AUGUGCUCCCAUCAGUCCCACCUGAGCUCUGGAGGUGACAGCGAGAUUGUAAAUAAUAUGUACGAGACCGACCCUGAUCUCCUUGCUGGCGAAAGUGCAGAGGAGGAAACAGAGGACAGUAUUAUGUCCCCCAUUCCUGUCGGACCUCCAUCACCCUUUCCCACCAGUGAGGACUUCACUCCCAAGGAGGGCUCACCUUAUGAAGCUCCCGUCUACAUUCCUGAUGACAUUCCAAUCCCACCAGAUUUUGAACUCAGAGAAUCUUCGAUCCCAGGGGCAGGGCUAGGGAUUUGGGCCAAAAAGAAGAUUGAAGUUGGGGAAAGAUUUGGACCCUAUAUGGCAGUCCAGAGGAGCACAUUAAAGGAGACAAACUUUGGAUGGGAGCAAAUACUGACUGAUCCUGAGGUGACCUCCCAAGAGGGCAAUAUCAAAAAGCAGAUUGCAGAAGACCUGGGGACUGAGAAGUUCUGUCUGGAUGCUGGCCAGAGUGGAGCUGGGAACUGGCUGAAGUACAUCCGUGUGGCCUGCUCCUGUGAUGAGCAGAACCUGGCUGUCUGCCACCUCAACAACCAGAUCUAUUAUAAAGUUAUUAAAGAAAUUGAGCCAGGAGAAGAGCUCUUGGUGUAUUUGAAGGAAGGUGGUUAUUCCCUUGGGAACAUGGCACCCAGCAUGGAAGAGGAGCCCACGUUUCGCUGUGAGGACUGUGACGAGCUGUUCCAGUCCAAGCUGGAGCUGCGGCGGCACAAGAAAUACACCUGCAGCGCCGUCAGCUCCCUCUACGAGACCCUGAGCGACGAGAUCAAGCAGGAAGGUCUUGGGGAUGGACAGGUCUACGAGUGCAAAGACUGCGAGAGGAUGUUCCCCAAUAAAUACAGCCUGGAGCAGCACAUGGUGAUCCACACCGAGGAGCGGGAGUACAAGUGUGACCAGUGUCCCAAGGCCUUCAACUGGAAAUCCAACCUGAUCCGGCACCAGAUGUCCCACGACAGUGGGAAACGGUUUGAAUGUGAAAACUGCGUGAAGGUGUUCACCGACCCCAGCAACCUCCAGCGCCACAUCCGCUCGCAGCACGUGGGCGCGCGGGCCCACGCCUGCCCCGACUGCGGCAAGACCUUCGCCACCUCCUCGGGCCUCAAGCAGCACAAGCACAUCCACAGCACUGUCAAACCUUUCAUAUGUGAGGUCUGUCACAAAUCCUACACGCAGUUCUCCAACCUGUGCCGGCACAAGCGGAUGCACGCGGACUGCCGCACGCAGAUCAAGUGCAAGGACUGCGGGCAGAUGUUCAGCACUACCUCCUCCCUCAACAAGCACCGCCGCUUCUGCGAGGGCAAGAACCAUUACAGCCCUGCCAGCAUCUUUGCCCCUGGCCUGCCCCUCACGCCCACCUCCAUGAUGGACAAAUCCAAGCCCUCUCCCAACCUCAAUCAUGCCAGCCUGGGAUUUAAUGAUUAUUUCCCGUCCCGCCCGCACCCGGGGGGUCUUCCGUUCUCACCUGCCCCCCCUGCCUUCCCUGCCCUCACCCCGGGGUUCCCAGGGAUUUUCCCACCGUCUCUCUACCCCAGGCCCCCCUUGUUACCACCCACACAACUGCUCAAAAGCCCCCUCAACCACACUCAAGAUGCAAAGCUUCCAAGCCCCCUCGGGAACCCGGCACUUCCUCUGAUCUCUGCGGUGAGCAACAGCAACCAGGCCACUUCAGGAGAGGAGAAAUGUGAAAGCAGCCUGGAAAACUCCUACCUGGAGAAGCUAAAAGCCAGGAACAGUGACAUGUCUGAUGGCAGUGACUUUGAGGAUGUCAAUACAACCACAGGCACAGACCUGGACACCACGACUGGCACUGGUUCUGACCUGGACAGUGAUGCAGAGAGUGACAGGGACAAAACAAAAGACAAGAGCAAACAAAUGGAGAGCAAGCCAGACUUUGUCAGCAGCUCCGUGUCUGCAAGUUCCACCAACAACACCAGUGAGAUCCCUCUCUUCUAUUCUCAGCAUUCCUUCUUUCCUCCCCCCGAGGAGCACCUGCUGCCUUCCACAGGAGCAGCCAAUGACUCUAUUAAAGCCAUCGCCUCCAUCGCAGAGAAGUAUUUUGGGCCUGGCUUUAUGGGGAUGCAGGAGAAAAAGAUGGGUUCGCUCCCGUAUCAUUCCAUGUUCCCUUUCCAGUUCCUCCCCAAUUUCCCCCAUUCCCUCUAUCCUUUUACAGAGCGGACCCUCAAUCACAGCUUGCUGGUCAAGGCAGAACCAAAGUCACCCCGGGACCUCCACAAAGUGGGCAGCACCAGCUCCGAGUCCCCCUUUGAUCUCACCACAAAGCCAAAAGAGAUGAAGCCAAUCUUGCCACCACCGAAGGUCCUGCCAGCUCCAUCCUCAGCAGAAGAGCAGCCCCUGGAUCUGAGCAUUGGCAACCGCAUCCGCGCCAGCCAGAACGGGGGAAGAGAGCCACGGAAAAACCACAUCUAUGGGGAGAGGAAGCUGAUGGCCAGUGAAGUCUUGCCCAAGAUUUCCCAGUCCCAGCUGCCGCAGCAGCCGUCCCUGCAUUAUGCUAAGCCAUCACCCUUCUUCAUGGACCCCAUCUACAGGGUGGAGAAGCGGAAGGUGACAGACCCUGUGGGUGCCCUCAAGGAGAAAUACCUGCGACCCUCCCCGCUGCUUUUUCACCCCCAGAUGUCAGCCAUAGAGACGAUGACGGAGAAGCUGGAGAGUUUCGCGGCCAUGAAGGCAGACACGGGCACGUCCCUGCAGCCCCUCCCGCAUCACCCCUUCGGCUUCCGCUCGCCGCCCCCCACGCUCUCCGACCCCAUCCUGCGCAAGGGCAAGGAGCGCUACACCUGCAGGUACUGUGGUAAGAUCUUCCCACGCUCAGCAAACCUGACAAGGCAUCUGCGAACACACACUGGAGAGCAGCCCUACAGGUGUAAAUACUGUGACAGGUCAUUCAGCAUUUCCUCCAACCUCCAGCGGCACGUCCGGAACAUCCAUAACAAGGAGAAGCCGUUCAAGUGUCACUUGUGCAACCGCUGCUUCGGGCAACAGACCAACCUGGACCGGCACCUGAAGAAACACGAGCACGAGAACGUUCCAGUGAGCCAGCACUCCGGAGUCAUCACAAACCACCUUGGGACCAGUGCCUCUUCCCCAAACUCGGAGUCAGACAACCAUGCACUUUUAGAUGAAAAAGAAGAUUCGUAUUUCUCUGAAAUCAGAAAUUUUAUUGCAAAUAGUGAGAUGAAUCAAGCAUCAACUUUAGCAGAUAAAAGGCCAGAAAUCCAGGACAUUGAUGGCAAUUCCCAGUGUCAUGGAUUAGCAAAUGAGAAAACAGAAGACGUGGAUGAUGAAGAUGAAGAACUGGAAGAGGAAGAUGAUGACAGCCUGACAGGGAAGUCCCAGGAUGAAACAGUAUCACCCACUGCAGAGCCCCGAGGACCGUUUGAGGAUGAGGAGGAUGAAGAGCCCACGUCUCUCACCAUGAGCUUUGACCACACCCGAAGGUGUAUUGAGGAGGACGAAGCCGGCUUGUUAGAUUUGGAGCAGAUGCCGAAUUUUGGGAAGGGGCUGGAUCUUCGCAAAGCAGCCGAGGAAGCAUUUGAAGUUAAAGAUGUGUUUAAUUCCACCUUAGACUCUGAGACAAUAAAACAGACUCUGUACAGGCAGGCUAAAAACCAGGGGAAGGGGGGCAGCACCCUGGUGUAG